Contarinia nasturtii (swede midge) is the source of this 1156-nucleotide messenger RNA. RefSeq names its product papilin-like. The transcript has 5 exons. The record is from RefSeq and is a predicted model, not a curated record. Gene Ontology annotation, cellular component: plasma membrane. Lineage: Eukaryota; Metazoa; Arthropoda; Insecta; Diptera; Cecidomyiidae. Gene Ontology annotation, biological process: homophilic cell-cell adhesion. The coding region runs from base 1 to 870 and encodes 289 amino acids.
AUGGAUCGUAAUCACGAUUGUUCGGGUAGUCACGGAACUUAUGUUUGUGUUGCUGACAAUGGCAUUGGUGAACCAGUUCAACGUGAAGCCCAAUUGGAUAUCGCCGAUCCUGUACAAAGCAAUGCAUACAUUUUGGGUGAAACAAAUUCAAGUACAAUUGUUGAACUCAACCGACCAGCAACGAUUCGUUGUUUGCCUGGCGGUUAUCCAAAACCACAUAUUACAUGGUGGAAAGGUAGAAAUAUGAUGCCAUUGAAAACGUCACGUUUUGAAGUGAGAAGUGACCAUUCAAUUGAUUUCAUUAGCAUUGCAUUGUCGGAUUUGGGACCAUACAUUUGUCAAGCAUACUCGGGAGAAGGUCGACCAGUCUCGAAGUAUGUGACACUAUUGGCCCCUGGUCCAGUGCAUGCUGAUUCGCCCGAAGAUGAGCAAUACUUACAAUAUGUUGUAAAUGCAACAUCAUUGCAACCAACACCAAAUUAUCCACCCAGACAAACACCACCGGUCGAAACACAGGAACCAAUUGGUAAGCAAACUCUCUCGCAAAUUUACACCAAUGCAAAUUUACAAUUAAAUUUUAUAUCGAUUACAGAAGCAAAUACGCUGACGAUUUAUGGUGUUACAACCGAUGAUUCUGGUAGCUAUAGAUGUUCGGCACAAAAUCGCUUCACUUCUGCAUUCCACGAAGAACAAAUAAAUGUUGAAGGUGCUUAUGUACCCACCAAUUGCGUAGAUAAUGUAUUUUUCGCCAAUUGUAAACUUAUUGUUAAAGCCAAAUACUGUACUCAUCAGUACUAUGCCAAAUUCUGUUGUAAAUCGUGUACACUUGCUGGCCAAUUGCAGUCAAACUUCGAUACAAACCUCUUAUAAUUAAAAUGAACAAGACUUUUGAUGCCCCGUGAUGAUGGGAAAUUUAAGAACAGUAGACAAUAAUAAAUAAUAAAACACAAUCAUUUCAAAACAGUAAAGUAAUAAGCUAACAAAGGAAAAACAGACAAACUAUACAUAGAAUUUUACCAAAACUAAGUCAAUCGACAUGUCAAAUUGUUAACAUGAUGAACUUAAAAUUACGAUUAAAUUUUCUUCUUUUUUAAAUAUGUUACCCGAUUUUUCUUUUUAAAUAAAAUGCGUUUACUCCAAUCAUCAGAUUAAGUAA